AUGUCACGAACUCUGGUCGGACUCUGUGCUCGCGCUCUGCUUUGCAUCGCACCAGCAACGGCUGUAUUCAUCCCCCUUCAUCAUCCCCUUGAGCAGUCGCUACAGAUCCGCGCCUUUUCAGAUUUCAAGACUGAUGGCAAAUGCACUUCUGGUCAGGAAGCGAAGCUUACGACAUGGGUCACUGAUGCCAUAGCUCUGGCAGAUGCUGCCAUUGAUGCUAUCACGUCGCUUCAAGCUGCCUCCAGGCCUUACUCUGGGGCGGACGAUUGGACUGCAAAGACUCUGCACAGGUUCCUCGGUGUUGACUACGCUACCGGUACGGCUAGUGAUUAUACAACCAUCUCAGGCUAUUACACCGCUGCAAAGAACUUCAUGAGCGGGCAAUAUGCACCUUACAAUGUUGACCAGUCCUGGAUCUUUUGUGGUGACUAUUUCACGGAACCCAAGCAAUGGACAGAUAUAGCAUAUGAUAGAAAUGGAAACGAGAUUCCCACCUCGCCAACUGACAAUACGCCAUUGAAGCUCGAGGAUGUCCCAGAGUACACCGCCGAGAAGGCAAAUGGCAACGUUCCAUAUUGGAUCGACGCCAUGAAAAGAUAUGCAUUUCAGCUUCCAAAUGCUCUAAACCCCGGGCAGCGGGGCAGAACGCCCGGUGGGAUUUGCACCAACGGCAACAAAAACCCGCUGGCGGUUCACAUUCGGACUUCAGAUAAGAUCUCAGUCAUAACAAUUUGCGAUCCGAUGAACAAACCUGUCAAUGGGAAGAACGGCUUCACGUUAUUCCCGUACGAUAAGAUCUCCGAUGUUCCAAUUGCGGCCGGCAAGAACCUAAACUACUACCGAACGGGCAGCGGCACGAUGCUGCACGAGAUCAUCCACGCAUCUCGGCCCGCAGGACGGACCCCAGAUACUAUAGCUAACAACUUCCAACAAUGUGCAACUCAAUCAAACCGCGCAGCCGUACGACAUUCACCAGAGUGCGCUGCUGUGUUUGCAAGUGCUAUGUGGAUUCAAACGAAGACUAAAAACGAUGGUAAUCCAUAUGUAUUCUGGUCUGGAGCUGCUGCAAAGCCUUAAUUUGAAGCUUCU
Molecule: messenger RNA, 1089 nt
Organism: Xylaria bambusicola
Lineage: Eukaryota; Fungi; Ascomycota; Sordariomycetes; Xylariales; Xylariaceae
Exons: 3
Coding region: 1-1077 (358 amino acids)
Source: RefSeq, a predicted model, not a curated record